This is a messenger RNA of Anopheles maculipalpis, 1907 nucleotides long. RefSeq names its product hepatocyte nuclear factor 4-gamma (gene Hnf4). Gene Ontology annotation, cellular component: nucleus. Gene Ontology annotation, molecular function: zinc ion binding; nuclear receptor activity; nuclear steroid receptor activity. The record is from RefSeq and is a predicted model, not a curated record. Bases 80 to 1885 code for a protein of 601 amino acids. Gene Ontology annotation, biological process: anatomical structure development; regulation of transcription by RNA polymerase II; cell differentiation. The transcript has 7 exons. NCBI's taxonomy places the organism in Eukaryota, Metazoa, Arthropoda, Insecta, Diptera, Culicidae.
UGCGUGGCCCAGUGUCUACGAUUGCCACAGACUACGAUCGCUCGCCCGCUCUUAAUCGUCGUCGGUAGUUCCGUUCGGCAUGAUGAUGCAGUUUUUGCCUCUUACAGAAUGUGUACCACUGCUCGCAAGCCAAUAUGCUGCUACCAAGAUGUCUAACACCGGAAUAGAAUACAACGAGCUGAACGACCGAACGAAAGGAAGCCACGACAGCCCGAGUCAUACGUCCGAUACGGCGUAUGAAUCAUGUCUGAGUCCGCUGCAGCCGAACGAUAGCAGCAGCUUCAAUGCAAUCAACGUGUGCGCUAUCUGCUGUGAUCGUGCCACGGGAAAACACUACGGAGCAGCCUCUUGCGAUGGAUGCAAGGGAUUCUUUCGUCGAAGCGUGAGGAAAAACCAUACCUACUCAUGCAGAUUUUCACGGAACUGCGUAGUGGACAAGGACAAACGCAACCAGUGCCGCUACUGCCGGUUGAAGAAAUGCUUCAAAGCCGGAAUGAAAAAAGAAGCGGUCCAAAACGAACGGGAUCGUAUAAGCUGCCGCAAGCCAAGCACGGAUGAUAAGAACACCAUUAACGGACUGUCGGUGAAGUUUUUACUGCGGGCAGAAAACUUUAGCCGCCACUUUGGGGCCGCGCUGGACGAAACGAACGAUGCCGAGGAAGCGGACCUAUCGUCGAAACGGUUCGCCAGCAUCAACGAUGUGUGUGAUUCGAUGAAGCAACAGCUGCUGAUACUGGUCGAGUGGGCCAAAUCCAUACCGGCCUUUGCCGAGCUGCAGCUAGACGAUCAGGUCGCACUGUUGCGGGCGCACGCUGGCGAACAUCUGCUGCUGGGGCUGUCGCGCCGUUCGAUGCAUCUGCAGGACAUGCUGCUGCUCGGGAACAAUUGCAUCAUCACGAAGCAGUGCCCGGACGCGAACAUGUCCCCGAACCUGGACAUUUCCCGCAUCGGGGCACGCAUCAUCGACGAGCUAGUGAGUGCCAUGAAGGAGAUUCAAAUCGACGACUCGGAACUGGCGUGCAUAAAGGCGCUAGUGUUUUUUGAUCCAAGUGCAAAAGGACUGAACGAACCCGCCAAGAUUAAAUCGCUCAGGCACCAGGUUCUAAACAAUCUCGAAGAUUACAUAUCAGACAAGCUGUAUGAUUCGAGGGGAAGAUUUGGAGAGAUCCUAUUGCUACUACCAGUGCUGCAAUCGAUUACGUGGCAGAUGAUUCAACAGAUAGAGCUUGCCAAAAUGUUCGGUGUGGCGCAUAUUGAUAGCCUUCUGCAGGAAAUGUUGCUAGGAGGAGAUGCGAUAGAUACCUCAUCAACGAUCACCUCACCAAUGAACAUGAUGAACACCAACAACAGCCCAUCCGAUUCGUGCGAUACGACGCAUCUUGCGCCCUCCAUCGAAACGGCAGACCCUCUAGUACAAAUGUCAUCCCUGAAUGGACCGGGAUACAGUGGCGAUUCCGACAGUUUGCUUAUAUCCCCGAUGGAUACGGUAACCAGUGGAAAUGGUUACUGUGCCUCACGGAAAGCAGCUGGCCAAUCUACACCUGAUCCGUUAAACGGACCGCUUGGACAGCAUGGUGGACCCAGAAAUGGUGGUGUUUCAGCAGACGUUGGGUACCUGCAGCAGGGACCUCAUCAUCCGGGGCAGCAAACCCAACAGCAACAACGUCAUGUGACGGGCAACUCAAGCGAUUCGCCGGUGACGGUAGCGGACAUCUACUUCCACGCACCAACGAGCGUUGGUCCACCGUCCCUGCAGCUCGACAGUGACGUUGCCAUGUACAACAAUAACAAUCUGGGCUGCUGCCAGGGCGAGAUGACACACUCGGGCCACAAGGGCUGCGAGAUGGUGAAGAUCGAAACCAAACGUGAACCGGAAAAUGCCUAAAACCAAAACCCUCUUGCCCUGC